AAAAUUUAUUGUAUCGUUUCAAAAGGAAUUAACUUAAUUAAGCGCAAUAAAACAUAAAAAAUUUAAUUUAAAAAAUGGAUGAAGACAAUUUCCCAGUAUUAAAAGCAAUCCAAGGAUGUGAUAUUUAUUCCGAAAUAUUUAUCAAAUCCAAAAAGUUUACAAUUGGAAGGGCAUUAGGUAAUAAUUUUGUUAUACCUGUAAUACAAUUAUCGAGAAAUCAUUGCGUAAUUAAUUGCGAUGAUGAAGGAAAAUGGUCUAUUACUGAUACAAGCUCUUUUGGUACAAUAAUUAACGGCAUUCGAAUUGAAAAAAAUGUGCCAAAACCGAUUGAAGAAGGAGAUAGUAUACAAUUUGGACCAGAUAGCAAUAGAUAUAAAUAUGCAUUUGAAUUCGUAAACACUUUAGAACCACCAGAGAAAAAAGCAAAAUAUUCAACUGGCAAUUAUGUUGAUAAAAUAGAAUUAGAAUCCGAAAAAAAAGAAUCAGAAAGAAGAUUAGAAAUUGAAAAAAAGGAAUCCGAGAGAAAGUUGCAAUUGUUAGAAGAGAAAUUAAAAGAAAAAGAACGAGAAAAUGAAGCAAUAAUAAAAAAGUUACAAGAAACUGAGGAGAAUCGUUUAAAAGAACUUGAAGAAUUGAAGAAACAACAAGAAAAUGAAAAAGCAGAAAUAUUAAAUCGAUUACAAGAUGAACUUAAAGCUAAAGAAGAUGCAAUUCGUUUAACGUUACAACAAGAAAGUGAAAAACUUGAAAGAGAAAAAGCCAUUAUCAAUGAAAAUAUCCAAAAAGAAUUGGCAAAAAAAGAGGGUGAAUCCGCAAAGUAUUUAGAAUCAUUACAAGAGGAGUUAGAUAAAGUAAAAAAAGAUUUAGAUACAGUAAACGGUAAAAAACAAAUGCUAGAAACAGAAUUAAAUAGUUUAACAAAUCAAUGCCAAGAAAAUCAAGAAUUAAUGUUGAAAACAAAAACUGAAGUGUUAUCAGAAUUGGGUGAUGUAAUGGAAACUGAAUUACAAUGUUCCAUUUGUAAUGAAUUGUUUAUUGAGACAACAACAUUAAAUUGUAUGCAUUCCUAUUGCCAAUUUUGUAUAUUACAAUGGCAAAAGAAACAAAAUAAAUGCCCAAUUUGUCGUAAACAUAUUAAAUCCCUAAAUCGAACCAUUGUCGUUGAUAGUUUUAUUAAUAAAAUUGUUGAAAGUUUGCCGGAAGAUAUGCGUAAAAAACGUUUGGAUUUAGUUAAUGAACGAAAACAAGAAGAUGCGAAAAGAAAAUUUACCAUGAAAUUCAAUAAAAAAUCUAAUAGCACAGUUCAGAGGCAUAACACAGUGAUUGUACCUGCUACAGUGAACGUAUCAAAUACUGUUGCUUCUACAAGUGUUUCAAAUAAUCGAAGAGUAGCUUCACGAAGAACAUAUGUUUUACGAAAUGAAAAUGCGACUAGUACGACUGUUCCAACAAUUGAUCUCACUAAUGUGCAAGAAGCAGCCGUUGUACCUGACGUUCCAGAUGCAUCAAACGUAGUUGUGAUCAGUUCAGAUCCAAAUACAAAUUUAAAUGCUACGGAUAUGGAAGUAAUUCGACAGUUUAUAUCCUCCAAUCAUGGUUUAUUUUUUUAAGUUUUAUAUGUAAUUUUUUCAGAGUUUAUGCUAUUUAUCAGAUGUACUUUCUUUUGUAUUAAAAUAAAAAAUAUUUUGUUUUCUAUAAAA
Molecule: messenger RNA, 1700 nt
Organism: Chrysoperla carnea
Lineage: Eukaryota; Metazoa; Arthropoda; Insecta; Neuroptera; Chrysopidae
Product: E3 ubiquitin-protein ligase rnf8-like
Exons: 5
Coding region: 75-1610 (511 amino acids)
Biological process (GO): double-strand break repair; ubiquitin-dependent protein catabolic process; protein K48-linked ubiquitination
Cellular component (GO): nucleus; site of double-strand break; cytosol
Molecular function (GO): ubiquitin protein ligase activity; histone binding; metal ion binding
Source: RefSeq, a predicted model, not a curated record